Messenger RNA from Manis pentadactyla (Chinese pangolin), 1747 nucleotides. It is a transcript of the gene CD28, whose product is annotated as CD28 molecule. Lineage: Eukaryota; Metazoa; Chordata; Mammalia; Pholidota; Manidae. The record is from RefSeq and is a predicted model, not a curated record. Gene Ontology annotation, biological process: immune response; T cell receptor signaling pathway; T cell activation. Gene Ontology annotation, cellular component: membrane; external side of plasma membrane. The transcript has 4 exons. Bases 274 to 936 code for a protein of 220 amino acids.
GUGACCAACAUUCUCUUUCAGGGAGAAGAAAAGGCUUGCCUUUGAAGAAGAGGAUAAGUCUAAAGUCAUCAAAACAAGGCAAUAUCCUGUGUGAGAUGUUGCAGUCACGAUGCCUUGUGGUUUGAGUCCCUUGGUCAUGUGCCUGGAGGGAAGGAAGUCAGUGGCGGCCGUGGAUGACGAGACGCUCAGGGCCCGGCAGGUGCGCCGUCAGCUCACCUCGCGCUUCGGGCUCCUCGGGGAGGAGGGGCUGAGCCCCGGUCCGCCGCGGGCACAAUGAUCCUCAGGCUGCUCCUGGCUCUCAACUUCUUCCCCUCAAUUCAAGUAAAAGAAAACAAGAUUUUGGUGAAGCAGUCACCCAUGCUUGUGGUGGACAACAACGAGGUCAACCUUAGCUGCAAGUAUACACAAAACCUCGACUCGAAGGAGUUCCGGGCGUCCCUGUACAAGGGAGCAGACAGUGCUGUUGAAGUCUGUGUUGUGAAUGGAAAUUACUCCCAUCAGCUUCAGUUUCACUCAAAUACCGGAUUCAACUGCGAUGGGAAAUUGGGCAAUGAAACAGUGACAUUCUACCUCUGGAAUUUGUACGUUAAUCAAACGGACAUUUACUUCUGCAAAAUCGAGGUCAUGUAUCCUCCUCCUUACAUAGACAAUGAGAAGAGCAAUGGAACCAUUAUCCAUGUCAAAGAGAAAUGUCUUUGUCCAGCUCUCCUGUCUCCUGAUUCUAAGCCAUUUUGGCCACUGGCGGUGAUUGGUGGAGUCCUAGCAUUCUAUAGCUUGCUAGUAACAGUGGUUCUUUUCACUUUCUGGAUGAAAAGUAAGAGGAGCAGGAUCCUUCAGAGUGACUACAUGAACAUGACCCCCAGGAGGCUGGGGCCCACCCGAAAGCACUACCAGCCCUAUGCCCCAGCGCGUGACUUUGCGGCGUACCGCUCCUGACACGGACGCCUAUCCAGAUGCAAGCUGGCAGGCACCUCUUCAUCUGCCCAACAACACUGCUCUGGAUAGGAAAGGCCUGCCUCGUCUUCAGCCGGCUACUUUGGGCUUCUAUUAGGCCACUGAUGCCAAUUAUGCUUGAACAACUAAGUCAAAUAACAUCAUUUUGAGACUGAAGUGAAGUUAAAGGAUAUUACUGUGGCAGGCUAUAUCUUGUAGUGCCAUGAUCAAAGUUCAGACUUACCAUGUAUUUAUUGACUUGAUUAAGUUAGGGUAGAAAACGAAAAGCAAGUGGAUUUUGUUAGCCUUGAAACCUGCUUCCAAUUUCAGUCCUUUCUCACUCACCUUCACUUUGAGGUCAAGGGAAGAGUGGUAUUAAAGGACUUGUUAGAUGGAGAAGAAAGGUUAGACAAAUCAUACCCUUUGGUUAAAUGUGGGUUUAGGGUGGGGAUAGGUUAGAGCUUGGGAGGGGGUAGAGAGACUUAAAUAUUUUUAAAACCAUUAAAACACUGUCACUUAUGAGAUGAGCCACUUAGUUCCUAUUUAAUGCUGUUUUACUUUUAGUGUAGAAAUAUGUAUAUAUUGUGUUUGGUGAAUUUUGGUCAUAUUUAGCCAUUUUACCCGAUGGAAUCCCAAACCAACUUGCUUUCAUUAUUCCCUGUGUUGAGAAUUCAAUGUCGUCUUCACAAUGGGAUUUCAAAAGAAUAAAGUUGUCGGGAAAUAAGGCCACUUGAUGACAAAACUAUUUGAAUACUAUGGAGGUUACUUGUUUAGCAGCAUAUUCCAGUGAAAUUGUAGAGGGGGGCUUUUCUUU